This is a messenger RNA of Cannabis sativa, 1441 nucleotides long. Its product is annotated as branched-chain amino acid aminotransferase 1, mitochondrial. The record is from RefSeq and is a predicted model, not a curated record. The transcript has 10 exons. NCBI's taxonomy places the organism in Eukaryota, Viridiplantae, Streptophyta, Magnoliopsida, Rosales, Cannabaceae. Gene Ontology annotation, molecular function: branched-chain-amino-acid:2-oxoglutarate transaminase activity. Bases 85 to 1266 code for a protein of 393 amino acids. Gene Ontology annotation, biological process: branched-chain amino acid metabolic process.
AGAUUUUUGCAUUACCUCAUUUUGUUCAGUUUACCCAAAUCAAUUUUUUCCUUAUAUUUACAAAUAUAUUAGCUAGCUAUCAACAUGAUCCGCAGGGGGCUUUGGUUACACAAUUUGGUUCCAUCUUUUAGAGUUGGUGCUUCUUCCUCUUCCUCCACUUUAUUCAAGCUGGGAUAUCCUUACAAUAACUCAGCACCUUAUUAUGUGGAAUCCUCAAAACAAUCAUGUGAAUUAUCCAGUAAGAGUGAUAAGGAUACAAACGAAAUGGAUUGGGAUAAUCUGGGAUUUAAGCUAAUAACAACUGAUUACAUAUAUUCCAUGAAAUGCACCGAAGAAGGAAAUUUUGAACAAGGACGAUUAAGUUUACAUGCCAAUAUUGAGUUGAGUCCUGCUGCAGCAAUUUUAAAUUAUGCACAGGGAGUAUUUGAAGGGACAAAAGCACAUAAAAAAGAAGAUGGAGGUUUGCUUCUUUUUCGUCCUGACCAAAAUGGAGUUCGAAUGAAGAUUGGAGCUGAAAGGAUGUGCAUGCCCUCGCCUUCGGUUGAUCAAUUUGUUGACGCCGUCAAGCAAACCGCUAUCGCUAAUAGGAGUUGGGUGCCACCAAGUGGAAAAGGGUCCCUUUAUAUUAGACCUUUGUUGAUGGGAACGGGUGGUGCGUUAGGGGUGGCCCCAGCUCCUGAUUACACUUUCCUUGUAUAUGCUUCUCCAGUUGCCAACUAUUUCAAGGAAGGUUUGGCUCCAUUAAACAUAUAUGUUGAGGAUGAGUUUCAUAGAGCAUCUCCUGGUGGAACUGGACAUGUGAAAGCCAUAUCAAACUAUUCCCCAUGUUUGAAAGCACUUACCAGAGCAAAGAAAAGAGGAUUUUCUGAUGUGUUGUUUCUGGAUUCGAUUCAUAACAAAUAUGUAGAAGAACUCUCAACCUGUAAUAUAUUUAUUCUCAAGGGAAAUCAAAUUUCAACGCCUGCUACAAAUGGUACCAUACUUCCAGGAGUUACUCGAAGUAGUAUCAUUGAGAUUGCACGUGACUAUGGUUACAAGAUUGAGGAGCGUGAGAUUGAAGUGGAUGAAGUGAUGGAAGCAGAAGAGGUAUUUUGUACAGGAACUGCUGUUGGUGUUGCUUCUGUUGGUUCCAUUACAUAUCACACCAAAAGAGUCGAAUUUAAAACAGGUGAUCAGACAGUGUCCCAAAAACUCUACUCAACUCUUAUUGGGAUUCAAAGAGGUGUUAUUGAGGAUAAGAAGGGGUGGAUCGUUGAAAUUGAUUAGAGCAAAAUAUUUAUAUAUUGAAAUAACCACAUGAAAGUGUGUACACCCUAAGAAUAAUUUAAAGAGGAGUGCUAAUCACACUUUAUUUUUAUUUUUUUUUACUUUUUUUUUUUAAUAUUUUAAUGUCAAGUAUUAUAUAUCUUUUAUAAUUAAUGUUUAUUUAUACUUAAUAUUA